Messenger RNA from Symbiodinium sp. CCMP2592, 1845 nucleotides. NCBI's taxonomy places the organism in Eukaryota, Dinophyceae, Suessiales, Symbiodiniaceae. The record is from the annotation of a GenBank genome assembly.
AUGGGCACGCUGUGCACGUCUCCCACAGUGGACGACUCGGCGGCUGCCAUGGGAGAUGAUUCAGUGAACAUCACUGGGAGCAAUCUGUCAGGAUCUAUCGUUUGGGGCCCGGAUAAAGUUUCUGCACGCGAGAGCGUCGAGUCCCUCCGUCGGCUCGUCGCUCGUGGCCUGCAGAAGCAGCCCCACCGGAUCCGACUGGUGAAGGACAGCGAAGUCCUCCAGGGCGAGUCGACCCUGGCAUCUCGGGGUCUCAAAGGUGAGGUCCAGCUGCAGGUGCUGACGCAGGAUUUCACCGAGAAAAUCAAGGAGAUGCAGGCUUCCAUGGGCGUGAAGAUCAUGCCCGGCCUGUCCGAUGCAGAAGUGGGGAAAGCUGAGGCGUUUCCGUACCUCGCGCUGCUGGUCGGGCAACUAUUGAUCUUGGCUACCUACGCACAAGCUUUCUGGUACGCUGGCUUCAUCAUGGAUGACACGGUAGGUGUUUCCAGGAAUCCAAACGUGGUUGGGGAGGCUUUCUCCUUCAACGAGCUGAUGCGAAGAGACUUCUGGGGCCUUCCGAUGCACGGGUCGGGCUGGACCAACAAGUCUUUUCGGCCUCUCACCACGCUGACAUUCCGAUGGAACUAUCUGCUGCACGGUCUCGAUUCCUCUGGCUUCCACGUGACGAACGUGCUCCUUCACAGCUUGACUUCGCUUCUUGUAGGACGCACUGCGACGGUGGCUCUGGGCUUGCCGGGCUCCUGGGCAGUCGUUGCUUCCGUCUUCUUCGGGAUCCAUCCCGUGCACACAGAGAAUGUCCUCUACCUCGUCUGUCGCGCAGACAUCCUAGCUUGCCUUCUGGGGCUUAUGGCAAUAAACGCCUACGGCGUGUUCUUCAGCCCGCCUGGUUCCCUGAGGCCUCUUUGGACGAGCCUUCGAGUCCGGCCUUUCGAUUCGCACUGCUUCACCCCCUCUCUGGGCGAAGGUGCAUCUCAGAAUCCGGUUUGGCUGGCCGUGCCGGUGGCACUGAUUGUCGCCAGCGGCUUGUGCAAGGAGUCCGGCUUCACACUAUUCGCAAUUCCUUUCUUGAUGGAGCUGCUGGACUUCCUGACAGCACAGGCCCUAGCGCAUCAUCACAAAGAGCGUUUGGGACGGCGUGUCAUUCGGCGCUUGAGGCUGCGGGUAGGACUACUGCUGGCCAGCACCAUCUGUGUCUUCGUCGCCCGCUAUCGCCACACUGGAGGAACCAAGCUGAACAUGUCGCCCCAAGACAAUCCGAUCAGCUUCGAGUCGGAGUGGAAGGCUCGGGUCCUGUCCUACUCUUUUCUGCAUGGCGUGUACAUGAGGCUGCUGGUCUGGCCACAGUAUCUGUGCUACGACUACUCCAUGGAUGCCAUCCCGAUCGUGCGUGAGAUGACGGACUGCCGAAUGCUCCUUCCAUUGGCCGCCUACGUGGGUGCCAUUGGAACGGUCAGCUUCGUCAUGCAGCUCCCGGCUCGGCACAGACGCGCGGGUCUCAUCGCGCUCGCUUUGCUGGUGAUUUCAUACCUCCCGGCUAGCAACAUCCUCUUUCCAGUAGGUACUGUUGUAGGAGAGCGCCUGCUCUAUGUGCCAUCUGCUGGCUACUGCCUUGCUGUGAUCGUGGUGCUACACGCUUACCUUCAAGGUGCUCAGAGUAGACCGUGGGUUCUGCCGCGACGUCCAGAGCAAAAUGGCACUCGGCACAUCAGUCGUGCCGGUGCUCCUCAGGUCCUUGGGCAGCAGAUCCACAGCUGGGGUGUCGGCAGCGGCCGAGCCGAGGCGAGGCUCUUGAUGGCCCAAAGAAGCAAAGAUAUGAGGGGGGGGAGGGGGGGAUUUCCCGAAAAUUAG